AUGCCCAACUCGUAUCAAUAUACGAACUCCAAUCGACCGCCUACCUCCGCGCCCCCUGCCCCAGAAUGGCGAGUCCCGGCAGCACCACCGAGGCCAUCAGGGCGCCCAGUCGCAAGCCCCCCACCACCGCCGCCUCCUCCGUCCUACAACCCGGCAACGGCCAGCUACGGUCCGAGUCCUAGUUACAGUCCGAUUCCAGGAAGCGCUGGCGCAAACGUGCCCCCGAUCUCUGGCUUUGCCGGCGUCAGUACCGCAAGCUGGGGCGUGAACUACAACAGGCAGAACUAUAUGCAGACGCCGCCUCCUCCGCUGCCACCUCGACCUUCAAGUACCUCUGGCCAACAGCCCAAUGCCCAGUCUCCGAUAGUAAGCCCCGCGGAUUUCUACCAGCCUUCGGCAGCCGCGGUUCCGAGCUAUGGAGGUCAGGCACCGACGGGAGAUUAUCACCAGCAGUGGAAUUCGAAUCCUGCCUAUCCGCUUCAGCAGCCUGCUACUUCUUUGACACCUCCGCCACCACCUCCGCCGCCUGUUCCGCCAGUGGUCGAUACACCUUCCUAUCAGAACAAUCCGCCGGUAGCAUCGCAGACCCAGCAGUCCUGGAAUCAGCCACCAGUGCCGUCAUAUCACAACAUUCCGCCGAAUUAUCAUUAUCCUCCCAGUACCAGUCCUAGUCAUCCAAGCCCUCCUCCGGCUCAGCCGGCACCCGACUUCUACCAGAAUCAGAAUGUUCAGCCAGGUGGUUCAUUUCAGCCAGAUGGGACAGUGCCACAGUCUACAGCGUCUGCUCCGCCUGUGCCUCCGAAAGCUGGUCCUUCCGUGUUAGGAUCCGGAGGCCCCUCAGAUUGGGAGCACCUCUCUCCCACCGCGGGUGAUAUUGAUGAUGUAGCUGUUUUCAGACCCAGGCUAGACACCCCGGUAAAUGCCGGCUACGGAUUGACUUCGGAUCAUGGGGCUGGCACUCCGGGGACUGUAGGAAACGGUCACUCGCCAGCCCCUUCAUUUUCGAACCUAGACUAUACGAAGCCAGCAGUGAGCGCAGAGUCAUCUCAGCAUUACUUGGGGCAGUCACCUACCAGUCCAGGAACUCACUAUGAUUUCCAGCCGCCUGCUCAUCCGGUCAGGAUGGACACUGUCGGGUCAGAUUAUACCGCGGUGUCUGUUAUUGCUAACUCCGAAAACAUCGACGGCGUUAUUGAAGCAUGGAAUAAGCCCAUCUCAGCGGAUCACAGAUCUUCAUCGAUCCAGCAGAGCCCUAGAAUCGAACCAGAGCCGAUCAAUAGACCGUCGUCAGUACAACAGAGCCCCAGAGUUGAGCCGGAGCCGGUCUCCCUUCAUUCGACACCAAGUCCGGUAGAAACUCCCUUAGCAAAGCAGCGGGAACCUGCAGCGCCGGGAGAAAGGGCUCAGAUUGACCGAGUCGGUAGCGUGAAGGGUGUCAACGAAUCUGUCAGAACAACGGAAUCUCCUCGGCCUCCAUCCAGGCAAGUAGAUCGCUAUGACGAUCUUGAUUCCUGGUCGCAGUCCUCUUUAGAGCGCUAUGUGGCCAUGUUGCGGAAAGAGGCUGUUGCUGACUCCGAUGAGGAGCGCUUCAAGAUCUUCACAACUUUUAUGGCCAAGGAAACAAAGCUGCGUGAAAUCUUAUACAGCAUCGAACAUGAGGCCGACGCCGCUGCAAGUGCCCCAAAGCAACCGCCUACAAUCCAAACUCCGUUGAAGGAGCCAGAAGAUGUUAAGCCGAAACAGCCCACUCCCGAUGAAUCGGGCUUGAUACCCGUCGAAACUGAAGAGGGAUAUUUUGCGCCGGCCAGCAAUUCGGACGAUGUGGAAGACGGCAGUUAUAGUCCAGGCGGACGCCCUAUACUUCCCAGGCUCCAUACCCCUCACCCUGCAGCUCUCCAUAGGUCAGCAUCCAACCCGGGAGGCCAUAAGUAUACCGCAAGUCACGCUGUCGCAGCACAUGCGCUACGGUCUACAUCGGUACCGCCCAACGAAGGUCCAGUAUACUCACCUCUCUCAACGAAUCCACCGCAGCGAAUCUAUACGCCCUUUAAAUAUACUGAAGGGCCUCAGAGAGGCUCUGACAAACUACAAAUCGAACGGCCAGCGUACCAAGCUUACUCUGCUUUGCGUCAGGCACAAGCAGAAAGUGGACGUGUGAUGGCGGACACGCCGGCGCCAACUGAAGGCAAUCGGAAGCGGGCUACCUCCGGUGCUUCUAUCCAGAACGAGAUGGACGAAACCUUUGUUGGUUUGAUUCGAGAAAAGAGUGUCACGUAUCGAAAGAAACCCCCUCAGACUUCAACGCCUCCACCCCUGCCACUUUCUCUUCGACAAGGGAAACCGCCCGGUCCAGUUGAGGAGCUGCGCACUGUCACCUCGUCGCCUGUGAAUAGGCAGUCUGAAAGCUUGUUGCACACUACGGUGAGAAGGGACCUGGAAAAGUAUCCUAACGACUUUAGUUGGGUACGUGAGACCGGUCGAACCUGGGAAGCGGCUAGUAAGACUCGCAAGGAGAACCUAGACAAAGAACGAGUCAAACGUCAGGAGGAGUCUGAAAGCCAUAUUGAUGCAUUGUUCAAUGGCAAGGAGAUUGGCUAUGCAGAUAUCAACAUCCUCGAGGAAGAGUUUCGCCAAACGGAAGCACGUACCCAGCUGGAGGAGGAACGAAAAGAACUCGAGGACUUCAUUUCCAACGUCUAUGAACCGGUGGAUAAGCGGUUGAAAGAGGAAAUAUCUACCCUACAAGUCCAUUACGACUCUGCACUCACCCAGCUUGACCGGGAGAACAGCAACAAUCAAGACGGCGCAGACAAGCAAAGCAUAUCUCACACAAUGAAGAUUGUGAACGAGAUCUAUAGUCGACUUGAGAUGAGACACCACAAGCGUCUAGAAAUUGCUUUGGACCGCGAGCGUCGGCGAAAGAAGGCCGAGAGACGGCCUCUUGUUUUCAUGGGUGAUUCUGCGGCGCUGAAAAAGCUCGACAGCGAGUUUGAUCAAAUGGAAAAACAGAAUGUCCUAGAGGCCGCACGAGCCCGGGAUGAAAGGGCAAACAGGCUCAUGGACCUAUUCGACGAUGCCAUCAUGCGUGGACUCGGAGAGAAUCAGAGUCUCCUCGAUGAGCUCUCAGCCAAGGUGACCCGAGUCGAUGAAGCCGCCAUUCGCUCAUCCGGCCUCCCAGACGCAGAAAUCGAACAGAUCCUCAAAUCCGUACACAGCUUGGUAGAGUGCCUUCGCAAAGACUCCGAGUCCAGCCUCCACAGCUUCGGCGUCGCCGACUCGGCCCUCAACAACGCGGACUACAGCGUAUCCGUCGCCGAGGCCCGCUACUCCAAUGCAGAACCCGAAGUGUUCCGCCAGUUAGAUGCCGAGAAGAGGAAGGAAGACGCCAAGAUCCAGGAUAACCUGCGCACCAAGCUGCAGAGUGUCCGCGUUGGACCUGCAAAGAUCACCGUUGCAAUCAACGACGCCCUGCGCAUACUAGGGAAAACGCCUUUUCCUGAGCCGCCGGUUUCUGCGGACGUCAUUCCUAUCGGUCAGCUUUACGAUGUCUCCCUGCCGAACCCUGCUGUGCGACCUGCUAGUACGGUGGGGAUAGCGGCGAGGAAGAUGGAGACAGACCCGGAGCAUCGGGACCGGCUGCGCAAGGCGCUGGAGGAUGCGAAGAAGCGCAAUGCGGCGAGACAGCGCUCGCCAUCUGCGGCUGCGAAAGAAUGA
Molecule: messenger RNA, 3714 nt
Organism: Aspergillus mulundensis
Lineage: Eukaryota; Fungi; Ascomycota; Eurotiomycetes; Eurotiales; Aspergillaceae
Exons: 2
Coding region: 1-3714 (1237 amino acids)
Source: RefSeq, a predicted model, not a curated record